AUGGCCACUUCCGUCGUCACUGCCGCUCCCGGUGCCAACCAAAUCUCCGUCUAUGGCCACCCGUCUCCCACCAACUCGACUACCACAACUCCCUCAAAUAACUCGCCCACUUCCCCACGGUUGAAUACAGCCUCCCUCCACCAACUGCCCCUCCAGUCGCGCCAGCUGCGUCCUCCCAAGGGCCCUCUCUACGUCCCCGCGGCCCUUCGCCCGACGGAGCGCCCGCAAAAGUCCUCCCCCAUUACUCCGCCCCGGAGUGUGCAUGGAUCACUGGACAGCCUGAACGAGGACACCGAGCCGAUUAGCCGACGCUCCACGAUGGAGAGCAGGUCAAGCGGUAUCAGCAAGUCGGCUGAGAACGAGUGGAUGAAGAACGAGUCCCUCGGAGAAGUGACCGGCCACCCCACGAGGGACCACUGGAAGGCCGACUCUGCUUCCUCCAGCUGUGAUUCUCCCACCUGCCGCUCCUCUUUCGGCCUCUUUCUGCGCCGCCACCACUGCCGUCAUUGCGGCCAUGUCUUCUGCUCCUCCCACACACCACAUAUGGUCCCCCUCGACCAACAUGCUCGCUUCCACCCGGAGGGCUCUGCAUCCCGGGCCUGCGACCUAUGCUGGAGUGCCUACUCGCGCUGGGAGGAGACCCGCACCAACCGCCUAAGCAAGAUUCAGAACUCGAUCGAUGCGAAGAACAUCGAGGGCGAGACUGAGCACACCGAAGACCUGGCUGUCGCCGAGGAGAUCAACGGCACUGCUGCCCUCCGGGCGAAUCUUGGUCAAACGGCCGAGGUCGCUGCCAGUGUCCCCCGGGACUGGAACUGGAGCACUUUCUGA
Penicillium manginii is the source of this 831-nucleotide messenger RNA. RefSeq names its product FYVE zinc finger domain-containing protein. Gene Ontology annotation, biological process: protein targeting to vacuole; protein transport to vacuole involved in ubiquitin-dependent protein catabolic process via the multivesicular body sorting pathway. The record is from RefSeq and is a predicted model, not a curated record. Gene Ontology annotation, cellular component: ESCRT-0 complex. Gene Ontology annotation, molecular function: metal ion binding; phosphatidylinositol-3-phosphate binding; ubiquitin binding. The transcript is spliced from 2 exons. Lineage: Eukaryota; Fungi; Ascomycota; Eurotiomycetes; Eurotiales; Aspergillaceae. Bases 1 to 831 code for a protein of 276 amino acids.